Quercus lobata is the source of this 505-nucleotide messenger RNA. RefSeq names its product DNA-directed RNA polymerases II, IV and V subunit 12. NCBI's taxonomy places the organism in Eukaryota, Viridiplantae, Streptophyta, Magnoliopsida, Fagales, Fagaceae. Bases 115 to 270 code for a protein of 51 amino acids. Gene Ontology annotation, molecular function: zinc ion binding; DNA binding. The record is from RefSeq and is a predicted model, not a curated record. Gene Ontology annotation, biological process: DNA-templated transcription. The transcript has 3 exons. Gene Ontology annotation, cellular component: RNA polymerase I complex; RNA polymerase III complex; RNA polymerase II, core complex.
GAACUCAAUAUAGUAUAUAUAUUGGGUAAAACAAAAACAUAGCGGUCGUUCACUUGAAUAGAGACAGAGAGAGAAACCCGAAAAGCCCUCGAAGAUUUCUUCAUCAACUCCUUGAUGGAUCCUCCACCGGAACAAGUCAACUACAUCUGCGGAGAUUGUGGGAUGGAGAACACUCUGAAGCCAGGUGAUGUGAUACAGUGCCGAGAGUGCGGUUACCGCAUCUUGUACAAGAAGCGCACUCGCCGCAUUGUUCAAUAUGAGGCACGCUGAAGAAGAGAGGUGGGGAGGCAGGGGCAUGCAGCAGCAAACAACAAAGACUAUCUGUAUUGGGUCCAUUUUACAACUUGUUAAUUUGGUGAUUUAGUAUGUAGUCAUAGAAGACUAAAUUAUAAGUUGCACUGUCUAAGUUUGGGAUCAUUGGAUUUGAUCUCUCAUGAUUAAAAAUUUUUAUCUGGACCUUAAUGUUAUAUAGUUACUUAGAUUCCGAUUUGAUUCCUUUUGUUUA